Molecule: messenger RNA, 1243 nt
Organism: Dimorphilus gyrociliatus
Lineage: Eukaryota; Metazoa; Annelida; Polychaeta; Dinophilidae
Source: the annotation of a GenBank genome assembly
ACCGUUAAUAUUCAAAAAUUGUGUGCUGCAGUGGUCAUACCGUUCUUAACCGUCGGUUUAAACACUUUCUUGAGCAUUUCUUGUCAGCAAUUCUCUUAAUUCAACUACAAAUAUGUGCGACGAAGACGUAGCAGCUUUGGUUAUUGAUAAUGGAUCUGGUAUGUGCAAAGCCGGUUUCGCUGGUGACGAUGCACCCAGAGCAGUUUUCCCAUCUAUCGUUGGUAGACCAAGACAUCAAGGUGUUAUGGUUGGUAUGGGUCAAAAAGACUCCUAUGUUGGAGAUGAAGCCCAAUCAAAGAGAGGAAUCUUAACUUUGAAAUACCCAAUUGAACACGGUAUCGUCACCAACUGGGAUGAUAUGGAAAAAAUUUGGCAUCAUACCUUCUACAAUGAACUUCGUGUUGCACCAGAAGAACACCCUGUUUUGUUGACCGAAGCCCCCUUGAACCCAAAAGCAAACCGUGAAAAAAUGACACAAAUCAUGUUUGAAACUUUCAAUACCCCAGCUAUGUACGUAGCUAUCCAAGCUGUACUCUCCUUGUACGCUUCAGGAAGAACAACCGGUAUCGUUUUGGAUUCUGGUGAUGGUGUCACCCACACCGUUCCAAUCUAUGAAGGUUACGCUCUUCCCCACGCUAUCCUUCGUCUUGAUUUGGCUGGAAGAGACUUGACCGAUUACCUCAUGAAGAUCCUUACCGAAAGAGGUUACAGCUUCACCACCACUGCCGAAAGAGAAAUCGUAAGAGAUAUCAAGGAAAAAUUGUGCUAUGUUGCACUUGACUUCGAAGGUGAAAUGGCCACUGCCGCCAGCUCUUCAUCUCUUGAAAAAUCAUACGAAUUGCCCGAUGGACAAGUAAUCACCAUCGGAAACGAAAGAUUCCGUUGCCCAGAAGCCCUAUUCCAACCAAGCUUCUUGGGAAUGGAAUCUGCUGGUAUCCAUGAAACUACUUACAAUUCCAUCAUGAAAUGCGAUGUUGACAUCAGAAAGGACUUGUACGCCAAUACCGUAUUGUCUGGUGGUACCACCAUGUACCCAGGUAUUGCUGAUAGAAUGCAGAAAGAAAUCACAGCUCUAGCUCCAAGCACAAUGAAAAUCAAGAUCAUUGCUCCACCAGAAAGAAAAUAUUCCGUAUGGAUCGGUGGUUCCAUCCUUGCAUCUUUGUCUACUUUCCAACAAAUGUGGAUCAGCAAGCAAGAAUACGAUGAAUCUGGACCAUCCAUUGUACACAGAAAGUGCUUCUAA